Molecule: messenger RNA, 1325 nt
Organism: Paramecium sonneborni
Lineage: Eukaryota; Ciliophora; Oligohymenophorea; Peniculida; Parameciidae
Source: the annotation of a GenBank genome assembly
AUGCCUGCAGUAAAAGCUCACAUAAAAGAAAAAAUCUGUUAAGAUUUCUAUCAAUAGAUAAUUUUGUUACUCUCAAUCCUGUCUAAAAUUGAAUAAACAGAGAUUUAAUUAAAUCAUUUCAAGUUUUUUUUAAAAGCCUAAAGGUAUUGUUUAUGGGGAAGCAAAUAUCAUUCAUAUGAUUCUAUUGCAAAUAGAGAGCUUAAACUGGAUUAAUGCAAAUGUAAACCUCAUUACUUUGAAAUGGAAGUUUAGGAAAGCAUGAGUUAUUAUCAGAUUUAUGUUUGGUUUGCAGUGCCUUCUGUUAUAGUUUAAAAAUAAACAAAUUUCAUAAGUGUACUUCUGGUAAUGAUGAUAGAUAUAAGUAUAGAAUUUUUGUACUUGUAAAUGUACCGCUAAAAUUUUUGAUGGUGUUUAAGAGUAUUGCUUUUGUAAAAAUUAUUAAAAGAUACAUUUGACUUUAACAGCUUAGUUAAAUGUUAAUGUAUUAAAUUCAAUCAUCAUCAGAAUGCCAUUAUUCUUGCUGAUCUUGUGAGGUAUCAAAGAAGCAGAUUGCCUUACUUUUAUGGAAAUGAAAAUAGAUAUUAAGUAGGAAAUAAUUGUGUCUGUAAAAUGGAUAUUUCGAUACAUGUUUAAAGUAAUAAUAAAUUUUAUUUAAAAUAUUGUAAGUAGUAGUUUGACAGCCGUACUUCAAGCCAAAAUAAUACCUUUAGAAUAUUAGUUUCUAGUUUAAAUAAAUGCUAUUAUAUUUAAAGGUAUUGUGAUAAAGGGUAAAAUGAAAUUUGUCAAAGUAUCUAUUACAAAAAUGAUUUAUAGAAUUCCAUUAUUCAUGCGUUAGAUGCAACGAUAUUUUAACUAAAUGUGAGAUUUGUUCUAUUGAAUCAAAUAGAAGUUAUUAUGAAAAACCUUUCACAUGUGAUUGCAACAUAGGAUAUUAUUAUUCUGGUAUUGAAAAUUGCUAAAAAUGUUGCUAUUCCUGUUAAAACUGCAGUUUAGGAGGUUCUAAUUUUUGUUUCAUGUGUAGAUUCAAAAAUAUUCAAUAGAGCCAUCCAUAAUAAUACUUGUAAGUGUUUAUUCGGAUAAUGGCCAAUCAGUUGAGUGUGAAAAGUGUGAUAUUUAAUGUCUAAGCUGUAUAGAUUAAUAUUACUAGUACUAAUCAUGUCCUUAAACUAGAAAAAUAUAAAAUAAUUGCAAAUGUGCUGGAUAUUAUGAUGUAAGCUAGUAACGUUGCUUAAAAUGUAAUGACAAUCAACUAAUAAUUGUACUUCUUGUGGAUAAUUACAAUAUCUGAAAUAUAUUACUUGUAUUUGUACAGAUGGAAUGUUUGA